Messenger RNA from Labrus bergylta (ballan wrasse), 1587 nucleotides. It is a transcript of the gene olfm4.1, whose product is annotated as olfactomedin 4, tandem duplicate 1. The record is from RefSeq and is a predicted model, not a curated record. Gene Ontology annotation, biological process: signal transduction. Lineage: Eukaryota; Metazoa; Chordata; Actinopteri; Labriformes; Labridae.
GCUAUAUAAGCUCUGAGGAUCCAGCUGUACUGAUCAUACCAACUCAGACUUCACCAGAAUGAUUGGCACUCUGCAUUUCUUAGCACUGCUAAGCUCCACUAUGGCCUUGGGGCGUGCAGGCCUGUGGAGUGAGGGCAGGAAUGAGACAGGAGGUGGAAGUGGGGACAGGUGCAGAUGUGAUGCCUUCUUGCCCAGCUCUACCUUUGCCAUUAAAGACCUGGUGGUGGUGGAGCAGACAGCUGGGGAGGUCUCACACAAACUGGAGCUGGAGAUGGGCAAGAUCGAAGAAUAUGAGACCAAGCUGACGUCUUAUGCAGAAAAGAUAAUGAAGUUAACAGCAGAAAUUGAAAAAAUGGAGAAGAACCCCGAUGACUACAAUGACGCCGACAUGGAGGACAUGACAGUGGAGAUUAAACAAGUGGAAGCUCUGAUCAAAGAGCUGCAGCUCUCCAUCAGCAGCUCCACGGCUGUCUUUGUGUCUCUGCAAGCACAGAUCACAGGUAUGGUGGAGACUCUGAAUAAGCUGGAGAAGACUUAUGACAAGAAUCUGGUUUUGGCAACCCGUCGGGAGUACAUCAAGGUGCAGGCACAACUGGAGGAGUGCGAGAGACGCCACCAGGAGCUUUUCAACCCUAACAUUGGGUCUUGUGCACAUACGGGUAUCAUCAGGGUCGGUGUUCCAAUUGUUAGCCAUUUGAAUGCCCAUCUAAGCACUAGCCACAAAUUCGGAGGCUGGGGUAAAGAUUCAAAGCCCAUUCCUGACAGAGAAUCUAUGUUCUGGUUUUCUAGCUACACUAGUCCCUACAUUGGUGACAUUAGGUUCUACACUAAUUACAAAAACCUAAUUUUGAGAAACCAUUUUCAGCAUCACAGCUUACAGAGCAGCUGGACCGGUACAGGGAACAAUUUCAUUGUCCGUGAUAACACUCUUUAUUACCAGUUAAACAGGCCGUUUGGAUUGGGGAAAUUCAAUUUCACAACUAUGAAAUAUGAGUCCAGGGUGAUUCCUGGCGCUAGCAGUGGAUUUUCCUACACCAACUCCCCCAGUCAGAAUUUUGACUUUGCAGCAGAUGAAACUGGCCUGUGGGUGACCUAUGCUUCACAAGAGUCCAGCGGACGCCUGAUCAUUGCUAAAAUAGACGAGCCUUCCUUUGGGGUUUCAGAGGGAUGGCUGACUAGUGUCUAUAAACCAGGAGUGAGCAAUGCCUUCAUGGUGUGUGGCGUUCUCUAUGUAGUUAGAACAGUAGACACCCACACUGAAGAAAUAUUUUACAAGUUUGACACUAAAACCAAACAAGAGAGCUACAUCAGUGUUCCUUUUGAGAGGUUCCAGGAUAAGUACUCCAACCUGGACUACAAUCCCACCGACCAGAAGCUCUACAUGUACAACGAUGGCUACUAUGUCAACUACCAUCUGUGGUUUAAUCACACAGCGGAAGCCACAGUGGAACCAUCACUUCUCCUGAGCUAAAUCAUUCACAAUGAUUUACUUGAAUUUAAGAAUCAUGAUUUUUUUCUUGCAAUUCCUGUAUUGCCUCAGUUCUCCUUCUUCUUGUGAGCCAAUAAAUGAUUUCAAGCAUCACAAAA